AUGAUAAAUCCUUAUUGAUUCGCUGGUUUUACAAGUGGAGAGGGUAGUUUUUCAGCAGAAAUACUAAAAUCUUCCUCUCAUAAAAAAGGAUAUCAAGUAAUUCUUAAAUUAUCAAUAAGUCAACAUACUCGUGAUGUUGAAUUAUUGAAAUGCUUCAUAAGUUUUUUAGGAGGAGGUUUUGUAAAAGAACGUACAAGCAUUUCGGAAUUUGUGGUAGUAAAAUUAUCACUUACUACAGAAGAACUUAUACCUCUUUUUCAAAAAUAUCCUAUUAUAGGAAAUAAAAAUAAGGAUUUUAUAGAUUUUUGUAAAAUCGCAGAAUCAAUGAGUAAUAAUGCACAUAAAACACCUGAAGGGCUUGAUAAAAUUAGAGAGAUUAAAUCUGGUAUGAACAGGAGCAGAAAAUAA
Molecule: messenger RNA, 408 nt
Organism: Sclerotinia sclerotiorum 1980 UF-70
Lineage: Eukaryota; Fungi; Ascomycota; Leotiomycetes; Helotiales; Sclerotiniaceae
Source: the annotation of a RefSeq genome assembly